UGGAAAAUAAAUAUUCUGCCCCUUACAGCCCCGCUGAGAGAGAACAGUCGACGGAGUAAACCCGAAAACUAGCGGAAAAUUUCCGAGAAGGUCAGAAAAACAGCACACAGCCAGAUUUUUAGUCUCGGGAAAGCUCGUCUUCACAAAGUUUUUAUCAGGGAAAUGAGGUCAUAUCGUUUGUUCCAUUGUAAUGUUGGAUCGGUGGGAGUACUUGUCGUUUUCAGCAUUGUACUGUUUGCGAAAAGCUGCUACAGUGACGCUGAAGAUGUGGUUUUGGAGAAAGCCCAACUUUCCGAACUAUACAGUAAAGGUGCAUUUAUCCUGGAGAGCAUUCAGCUGAACCGCUGUGUCAGCCUGGACCGGUCCAACCUGGUUCUGGAGAGCUGCGAGAAGCCCACCCGGUUCAUGCUGUGGAAGUGGGUGUCCCGCCACCGCCUCUUCAACGUGGGCCGCAGCCUGUGCCUGGGCCUGAACACCAGCGACCCGCUGCAGCCGCUGGGCGCUUUCGAGUGCGACGUGCCCCUCCCCACCCUGUGGUGGCGCUGCAGCGGGAACGCCCUGUUCGGGGCGUCCCAGCUGAAGCUGGCCGUCACCGGACGCCUGGUCGUGGCCAAGAGGUCCGCUUACCACCAGUGGAGGAGGUACUCCACGUCCGGGGAGGGGCCGUGCGCAUAUCCUUACGAAGAGAUCCACACGCUGUUGGGCAACGCACACGGCAUGCCCUGCGCUCUGCCCUUUAAGUACAACAACAAGUGGUACUGGGAAUGCACUGCCGAGGGCCGGGAGGACCACCGUCACUGGUGCGCCACCACCAGCCGGUACGACCAGGACGAGAAAUGGGGCUUCUGUCCAACUCCAGAGUCGGGUUGCGGCACGUUCUGGGACAUGAACCAGGAAACGAAAGCCUGUUACCAGUUCAACCUGUACACCAUAGUGACAUGGAGCCAGGCCCACUCCUCAUGCAAAGCUCAGGGGGGCAACCUGCUGAGCAUCACUGACCUGGUGGAGCAGCGGUACAUUAAAGAGCGGCUGAAUGAUGUGGGGAGGAUCGUGUGGAUCGGCCUGAACCAUCUGGAGGAGAGGGCAGGCUGGCAGUGGUCGGACGGAGCGCCCCUUGCCAUGGUCAACUUCAUCUCAGGUAUCUCGGACAUGUUUGGCCAGGAGAGCAGGCAAUGCGGCGUGUAUAACUCCGCCGCGGGGCACCAGUGGCAGAGCCUCAACUGCGAGUCGGCGCUGCCCUACAUCUGCAAGAAAACCCCCAACGACAGCCGGACGGCCGAGCCCUUCGAGAACUGGCAGUACUACCGCACGGUGUGUGCCGCCGGCUGGGUGCCCCACAACCGCUUCUGCUACCAGGUCCUGCCGGAGCCGGGCAGCUGGGAGGACUCGUCCGCCUCCUGUCAGGCCCUCCGGGCCAACCUGACCAGCCUCCACUCCCUGGCUGACAUGGAGCUUCUCCUCACCCUGCUCAGCAACUUUUCAGCCUCGACUUCGGCGGUAUGGAUUGGCCUGAACAACCGGACCUCGCCCGCCUUCGAGUGGUCGGACGGCUCGCCCGUGAAUUUCACGCCCUGGCACAAACGGGAGCCCAAUCUCCGCCACAACUUCACGCAGUUUUGCGUCAAGGCGAACAAGGAUGAAGGGAACUGGCUGCUGGCUUCCUGUGAUGAAAGGCUGCCUGCAGUCUGCAGGAGGCCAGGCCUUCUCCCUAUACUCAGCCCUGCCGCGUGGGAUGAGGACUGCCCUGAGGGUUGGAAGAGGAGAGGUCAUUUCUGCUACAAAGUUACAGAUUCUUUACAGAACUAUGGAGAUGCUUUGGGAGGAUAUUACUGCAAAGCACCUCUCGUCACAGUGGAAAACAGAUUUGAACAGGCCUUCAUAAACAGUCUGAUAAAUGCAGUCAGUAGUCAUGUGGGCCAGUACUACUGGAUCGCCUUGCAGGGCUGGGAGAGACCUGGGGAGUACAGCUGGCUGGCACUCAAUGGAACUACCCAGCCACUUCUAUACACCAACUGGAACCGACAUCAGCCAGUCAGCAGUGCUGGGUGUGUAGCAAUGAGUGGCGGCCAAGCACUGGGCCGCUGGGAAGUAAAGGACUGCAAAUCCCAUAAGGCCUUCUCAGUGUGCAAGCAGAGCAUCAGCAGUUACCAGGAAGUUCAGACACCCUCCACCGACAUUGAUAAGGCGACACCCUGUCCACCCGGGUGGGAGAGCAACCCCGAUCUGUACGAGUGCUACAAGGUGUUUCACAAUGAGAAGGUCCUAAUGAAGCGCUCAUGGGAGGAAGCGGACUUGUUUUGCCAGGCCCUUGGGGCAAACCUCGCCAGUUUCUACCAUUUCGAGGAUGAAGCCUUUGUCAAAUGGAUACUAGAGACAAUGUUUGAUUGGACAGAGAACCGCAUGUUCUGGAUAGGAUUCAACAAGAGGAACCCACAGUCCGAAGGUGCUUGGGAAUGGUCUGAUCGUACACCUGUUGUCAUGUCAUUCAUAGAAGACAAAAACAACGAAGACGACAUGCACAACUGCGCUGCGUACAGUUUCCCAAACAACGCCGUGAUCCCUCAGCCCUGCAAUGCCAAACACGAGUGGAUCUGUAAAACACUCAAAGGUGUGGAGUUGCAGAGGCCAUAUUGGUACAUUGAGCACGAGGACCCUUGGGUGUUCCGCAGAGGGGCCGAGUAUUACAUCGGAAAGCAGCCCUUUCAGUGGGAGGCCGUCUCCUUCGCCUGCAAGAUGCUGGGGGCAGACCUGGCGUCCGUCCAUUCGGCCGAGGAGCUCAAGUUCAUCAAAGGGCGGAUGGAGAAGCUGUCUCAAGGUUCUGAGUGGUGGAUUGGGCUGUCUUUGGACCCGGUCAGUAAAGAGUACAGGUGGACAGACGAGUCCCCGUUGGAUUACCAGAAUUGGGCGCGAGGGAGUUCCCAUCAGUCCCCAGUGACAAACAGUGCCUGUGUCUACAUGUCCCCACCGUCAGGGGCGUGGUCGGCGGGUCAGUGCACUGAGUGGCGGGGCUACGUGUGCAAGCGCAGGACCGUGUCCGUCUCGGAGAUUCCCAGGGAGCCUCACCUUAUCGGUGGCUGCCCGGAGAAGUGGCUGUAUUUUGGACACAAGUGUCUUCUCCUGCACUUUCCGAAGAGCCCGGAUGAUGGGAAGAGCUGGAAAGACGCUCAGGCGAUCUGCUCCUCCUUUCAGGGCUCGCUGGUGGCCAUAGAAAAUGAGAUUGAGCAAGCGUACAUCACAAUGCUGCUGGCUAGCGGGUCACCGAGCGUUUGGAUCGGACUCCGGGAUGAAGACACAAUGAACUGGGUCAACGGGAAACCACUCAUUUACACUAACUGGUCCCCCAUAGAACCUGAGAGUUCUGUCUCUGAUUACGACGGGCGGGCUGACAUCGACGAACCGCUCUGCACUCUUCUGUCCAGCAAUCACAACAUCCACCUGACGGGGAAAUGGUAUGACGAGAAGUGCGCGGAGAGGGGGUACGGGUUUGUGUGUCAGAAAGCGCAAGACCCAUCUAAACCCCCAUCCCAAUCCUAUUUCCAUCCUCUCCCUGAUACUAUUGAGUACAAGAACCGCAGCUACAGGGUUGUCCAUGGCAACAUGAGCUGGUACGAGGCGCUGAAUAGGUGCUUAGAGAAUGAGACUGAGCUAGUGAGCGUUACAGACCACUUCCACCAAGCAUUCCUAACUGUCCUUGUGAAUAGAUUGGCAUUCCCCCACUGGAUUGGACUGUAUAGUCAAGACGACGGGAUAAACUACCAGUGGUCCGACGGCAGCGACGCGGUGUUCACGCACUGGGACUCCGGGGACGACGGCGACGACGCAGGGGACUGCGUGUACAUGGACCCGCGCGGCGGGUGGAGGAGGGCCGACUGCGAGAGGCCGCUGCAGGGCGCCGUGUGUCACGUCCCCCCUCCCCGCCAGAGCUUUGCGUUCUCACAUGAGGUGCUGUGUCCGCAAACUUGGGUGAAGUUUGAAAGCAGCUGUUACAGCUUUGAGCCCAUCGUACAGAGGCUGGGCAUGGAGGAUGCGAGAGAGCACUGCAAAAACAAAGCAAAUGCCUCUGACCUGAUGACCAUUAAAACUGAGGAUGAGAACCGCUUUGUCCUAGAGGAACUGAAGUCAUAUGGAUUUCCACACCAGAUGAUGUGGCUUGGAAUUAUAUAUGACACUGACAAUGAUGCCCUUGCAUGGGUUGAUGGCUCUCCGAUCAAGUAUUCAAACUGGCAAUUCAAAGCUCCUAACAUGGACACUCUUGCCCUUGACACUUGCGUCUCCAUGAGGCUGUCUGACAGUGUCUGGCAUUUGUCAGGUUGCAGUGACAAACUGGGAUUCAUCUGCAAAUUACGCUCAGACACAAAUACCGAUGUAGAGGUUGAACCACUGAACGAGUUGCAUCAAGGAGUUGUUCCAGUCGCAGUCCUGGUGGCUAUUUUGAUAUUUGGGGUGCUUGUAGUCUCACUUUGGGUCGUGUACAAGAGAAAUGCAGUGCAUUUCAGAAUUCUGUCAUCCUUAGGAAAUGCUUAUUACAGACAAGAGAACUCACAGACCACAGACCAAGAGGGAAAUGUUCUUAUCACAGACCUUGAGACGAACACUGGGGAGUAGAUUUUGCGUUAUGAAUUGCAGACAUAUUUGCUGAGUGGAAUGUCUGAAUGACCUAACAAAAUGUAUGCUCAGUUAGCAUAUGAUUUUCAAAUCAGGGAUCUGUGUCAUUUUUGACAAUAGUGCAAAAUUGCAUAUAAACUCUUAAUGAGGGAAAAUAAUCCCUCUGUUGUCUGAAGCACAUAUGAAGAUAUGAAACAUCUGUUUCAGCAUUUGAAUUUACACUGUUUGCAAUUACAAACUGAAGGAAUCAAUGAGAUUCAAAAAUGAAGUUGUUCUUCUUGUCAUAUGCAGGGGAUUUGUGCUGAAUCAUGACUAAGUUAUUGUUCUAUGCAUGAAAUGUGAAAAAAAUGUCUGUAAAAAUAAAGCUAAAUUAAGAUUGAACAUUA
This is a messenger RNA of Anguilla rostrata (American eel), 4991 nucleotides long. It is a transcript of the gene pla2r1, whose product is annotated as phospholipase A2 receptor 1. The coding region runs from base 163 to 4605 and encodes 1480 amino acids. The transcript is spliced from 30 exons. Lineage: Eukaryota; Metazoa; Chordata; Actinopteri; Anguilliformes; Anguillidae. The record is from RefSeq and is a predicted model, not a curated record. Gene Ontology annotation, cellular component: signaling receptor complex; plasma membrane. Gene Ontology annotation, molecular function: signaling receptor activity.